AUGGGUAUCAAGCUUGAUAUGGCCAAGGCAUACGAUCGGGUUGAAUGGGAUUUCCUCUUGGGAAUGAUGGCUAGCCUGGGGUUCGCGCCUAUCUUCUGCAGCUGGAUUAAGGAAUGCAUUUCUACCGUAUCAUUUAGUGUCCUCAUAAACGGGUCCCCAACGGGUUUCUUUCGGCCGAAUCAGGGGCUCAGACAAGGCGAUCCCCUAUCCCUUUUCCUGUUCCUCCUCUGUACUGAAGGAUUCUCAAUGUUAAUCAGGAGAAGCCUGGAAAGGGGUGCCCUCCACAGUUUCAAGGUAUCUCCUACUGGUGUACCGAUAACGCAUCUCCUUUUCACGGAUGACUCUGUGGUUUUUGGAAACGCUUCUGUGGAGGAGGCGGAGAGCAUAGUGGCAGUUCUACAGACGUAUGCUCGGGGCUCCGGGCAGACGAUUAAUAUGGCCAAAAGUUCGGUCUUCUUCGGUGCUAAUACCCCGAAAUGUCAGAAAGCCAAAAUUGUGAACUCCCUAGGGAUACAAAGUAAACAAGGAUUUGGGAAAUAUCUUGGCCUUCAGGCCGAUUUCGGACACUCAAAAAAAUCUGUCUUUGCGGAAAUCCGGGAUAAGAUUGAAGCUCGUAUGUCUGGUUGGGCUGAACAGUACCUGUCCCAGGCGGGAAAGGAGAUCCUUGUGAAAUCAGUUGCUAUGGCCUUGCCUAACUACGCUAUGAGUUGUUUUAGACUCCCCAUUGGAGUGUGUCGGGAUGUUGAAAGAGCUAUUCGAAAUUACUGGUGGCGUGGUAAUGAACAACGUAAGGGCAUUCACUGGGUCUCUUGGGAUCGUCUCAUGAAACAGAAAAAGGCUGGUGGAAUGGGAUUCAAGGAUAUCCAAUGUGUCAACCUUGCUCUUCUUGCCAAGAUCGGAUGGCGAAUCACCCAAAACCCUUUGUCCCUCCUAGCUUCUGUUUUGAGUGAUAAAUACUUCCCGGGGAAAAGUUUUGGUGAAGCUCUGAAAGGGAAGAAUACCUCAUGGGGCUGGAAAGGCCUCUUUGAAGCCCGGAAAGUGCUUAAACUUGGUCUUAGAUGGCGGGUGGGAAAUGGGAAAAGCAUAAACAUUAGGAAGGAUCCGUGGCUCCCUAAACCCUCAACCUAUAAAGUCAUCCCGAAACCAAUUCUGGAAGGAACAAUGGUAUGUGAUCUGAUCGACCCUGUUACUAACUCUUGGCGAACGGACUUGAUCGAGCUCGGGUUUCAGCGGGAAGAUGUAUUACCGAUCUUAAGCAUUCCACUCAGCCACGCUGGCAUAGAUGAUAGACUGGUGUGGCACUACACUACCAAUGAGAUUUUUUCAGUUAAAACUGGGUUCCAAAUAAGAUCAAAUGCUUCAUUUGGCAAUGCUGCAACAAUGCUCUGGCGCCAUGUCUUCUGGUUUUGCUCUCCUCUGCACCUCAAUUCUCACGCCCUGGAGGGAAGUGACUUUCUCGAAAGCUGGAGCAACUUUUGUGCUCAAGUGAAGGAUAUGAACAAUGCGGAUGACAUCCGUCAAGAAUUUUCCUUUGGCCUGUGGAGAUUAUGGAAGAACAGAAACGAUGUGAUAUUCAAAGGGAUAUAUCGCCAGCCUUUGGAUAUCUUGGAGGCCUGGAGGAAGAGUACUAGCGAGUACAAAGACUGUUUGGCGCGGGAAGAAGAUGACAACAGACCGAGGCUGCCGAAGACAAUUAAGGCUUCAAAAUCUUUUUGUACUAAGUGGCAGAAACCUAGGUUCGGAACUAUUAAGAUUAAUUCCGACGCGGCCUGGUGUAAAGACACGAUGCGUAUGGGUUUGGGUUGGCUGGGUCAGGAUUUUGCGGGACUGCUCCAAGCAGCUGGGGGGAUAGGCUCUGGUUUCUGUCAUAGUGCCGCGGCUGCUGAAGUUUCUGCCAUCAGGUAUGCUCUAUUGGCCUGUAUCGAACAUGGGUUUAAUGACAUCAUCAUUGAAUCUGAUGCAAGUUUGGUUAUUAAAAUGCUGAAGAAGGAAAUAGAGGGUAAUCGUGCUGCUCACUCGGUGGCUAAGUAUGCCUUUAAGGAGGGCCGAUCUUUUUCUUGGGAUUGUAUUGGCCCUGAAUUUUUGUUUAAUAUUCUUGCUAAGGAUACGAAUCUUCGCGACGGAAAUCCAGAGUUGGAAGCCCGUAAGUGUUCAAACGACGGAGAUACCGGAAAAAGAUCAGAAGAUCACGGGACCGGAGUUUUCGAUGAAUGUAUGAAAGAAUUUAGAGCUUUGAGGUUAGAUGAUAAGUGGGGUUUCAUUUGA
This is a messenger RNA of Malus domestica (apple), 2265 nucleotides long. NCBI's taxonomy places the organism in Eukaryota, Viridiplantae, Streptophyta, Magnoliopsida, Rosales, Rosaceae. The record is from RefSeq and is a predicted model, not a curated record.